Molecule: messenger RNA, 1873 nt
Organism: Propithecus coquereli (Coquerel's sifaka)
Lineage: Eukaryota; Metazoa; Chordata; Mammalia; Primates; Indriidae
Product: zinc finger protein 221-like
Exons: 4
Coding region: 66-1772 (568 amino acids)
Biological process (GO): regulation of DNA-templated transcription
Source: RefSeq, a predicted model, not a curated record
AACAAUUUUGCCUUCCCACGAAGUGCAUAACUCAGGACUCUACAAAUUUCCUGAACAGGAGAAAAAUGGUGAUGUUCAAGGAGGCAGUGACGUUCAAGGACGUGGCUGUGGUCUUCACGGAGGAGGAGCUGGGGCUGCUGGACUCUGCCCAGAGGGAGCUGUACCGAGAUGUGAUGCUGGAGAACUUCAGGAACCUGCUGUCAGUGGGGCAUCAACCAUUUCACCGCGAUGCGUUUCACUUUCUAAGAGAAGAAAAGUUUUGGAUGAUGAGGACAUCAACCCGUAGAGAAGGGAAUUCAGGAGGCAAGGUCCAAACUGAGAUGGAGACUGUUCCAGAAGCAGGACCACAUGAAGAACUGUCCUGCCUGCAAAUCUGGGAACAAAUUGCAGAUGACUUAACCAGGUCUCAGGACUCCAUGGUAAAUAGCUCUCAGUUGUCCAAACAAAGUGAUUUCCCACGUGAGGUUGAGGCAGGACCAUCUCUAACUGACAAAGAGAAACCUUUGCAAUGUAAUGAGUGUAAACAGUCCUUCAAUGAUGUCUCCGACUUUGAGCUUCAUCAACAAUUACACUCGAGAGAGAAGUCUCACACAUGUGAUGAGUGUGGAAAAAGCUUCUGCUAUAGCUCAGCUCUUCAGAUUCAUCAGAGAGUCCACAUGGGAGAGAAACGCUAUAAGUGCGAUGUCUGUGGUAAGGAAUUCAGUCAGAGCUCACAUCUGAAAACUCAUCAGACAGUCCACACUGGAGAGAAACCAUUCAAAUGUGAGCAAUGUGGGAAAGGCUUCAGUCGUAGAUCAUCACUUAAUGUUCAUUGCAGAUUACACACCGGAGAGAAACCUUAUAAUUGUAAGGAAUGUGGGAGGGGCUUCAUUCAUGAUUCCCAGCUUCAGGAACAUCAGAGAAUCCAUACUGGGGAGAAACCAUUCAGAUGUGAGAUAUGUGGUAAGAACUUCCGUGUUAGGUCGAGACUUAAUAGGCACUCCAUGGUUCACACAGGAGAGAAACCAUUCCGAUGUGAUACAUGCGGUAAGAGCUUUCGUCAAAGAACAGCACUUAAUAGUCACUGCAUGGUUCACAUAGUAGAGAAACCAUAUAAAUGUGAGCAGUGUGGAAAAGGCUUCAUUUGCAGGGGAGCUUUUCAUAAGCAUCAGAUGGUCCACACGGGAGAGAAACCAUAUAGUUGUAAAGAAUGUGGGAAGAGCUUCAGAUGGUCCUCAUGUCUUUUGAUCCAUGAACGAGUCCACAGUGGAGAAAAACCGUUUAAAUGUGAAGAAUGUGGGAAGGGAUUUUAUACAAAUUCGCAGCGCUAUUCCCAUCAGAGAGCCCACAAUGGAGAAAAGCCAUACAAAUGUGCAGAGUGUGGGAAGGGCUACAAAAGGAGCUUGGAUCUUGAGUUUCACCAGAGGGUCCACACAGGGGAGAGACCCUAUAAGUGUAAGGAAUGUGGGAAGAGCUUUGGCUGGGCCUCAUGUCUUUUGAAACAUCAGAGACUCCACAGUGGGGAGAAACCAUUCAAAUGCGAAGACUGUGGGAAGAGAUUUACUCAGAGUUCACAACUUCAUUCCCAUCAGACAAUCCACACUGGAAAAAAGAUACACAAAUGUGAGGAGUGUGGGAAGGGCUAUAACAGUAAGUUUAAUCUUGAAAUGCACCAGAGGGUCCACCGAGGGGAGAGACCCUACAAUUGUAAGGAAUGUGGGAAGAGCUUUAGCUGGGCCUCAUGUCUUUUGAAGCAUCAAAGACUACACAGUCGAGAAAAACCAGUCAAAUGAGUAUGAGAAGAGAUUCAGUCAUUAUUUACAAGUUCAUUUCCAUCAGAGAUUCCAUACAGGACAAAAACUAUACAAAUGUUAGGAAAUGUGGGAAGGGCUUU